Polyodon spathula (Mississippi paddlefish) is the source of this 4232-nucleotide messenger RNA. It is a transcript of the gene mtss1, whose product is annotated as MTSS I-BAR domain containing 1. Lineage: Eukaryota; Metazoa; Chordata; Actinopteri; Acipenseriformes; Polyodontidae. The record is from RefSeq and is a predicted model, not a curated record. Gene Ontology annotation, molecular function: actin binding; phospholipid binding. The transcript has 13 exons. Gene Ontology annotation, cellular component: actin cytoskeleton; cytoplasmic side of plasma membrane. Gene Ontology annotation, biological process: plasma membrane organization; cell projection assembly. Bases 103 to 2112 code for a protein of 669 amino acids.
GUGAAUUUAGAUUUUUUUUAUUUUAUUUUAUUUUUUUGUUCGGAGGAAUUCGCAAAUUCAGUGUGUGUUUUUUGACAUUUUGUAUUGUGCUUCUCGGAUAAGAUGGAUGUUGGCAUUGAGAAGGAGUGCAGCGCACUGGGAGGGCUGUUUCAGACUAUCAUGCUUGAUAUGAAGUCCAGUUACCCUGCAUGGGAGGAUUUUGUGUCGAAAGGAGCCAAGCUACAGUCUCAGUUAAGGACGACAAUUGCAGUCACUGGCUCUUUCCUUGAUGCCUUUCAGAAAGUAGCCGACUUGGCCACUGGCACGAGAGGUAAGUGCGUGGCUCUCUUUUUAAGGAGGAGGGAUGUUGAGCUGAGACUUGAGGGAGUGUUGGGGGCAGGAGGGAAGGACGAUGCACGAAUGCAGCUGGAAGGCGCUCUGCAGGAUGUCAAUGACAAGUACAUGCUGCUGGAGGAAACGGAGAAGCGGGCCGUGUGCCGGGCGCUCAUCGAGGAGCGAGGGAGAUUCUGCUCCUUCGUCUCCAUGCUCAAACCAGUGCUGGAUGAGGAGAUCGGCAUGCUGGGAGAGGUCACCCACCUGCAGACUAUCCUGGAGGACCUGACGAUCCUGACGAUGGACCCCAGCAAACUGCCCCCGGCCAGCGAGCAGGUGAUUCUGGAUCUGAAAGGUUCUGACUACAAUUACGCCUACCAGACCCCGCCCGCGUCUCCUAGCAACACCAUGUCCCGCAAGGGCAGCAUCAGCAGCACCUACCAGAAUACCUCAAUCCGGCACGUUCCGUCCUUGGACUCCAUCUCCAGUUCCUUGGAGGGAAUCCACCUCCGCCCCUCCUCCACCAGCAACCCUGACGGGGGCAGCCAGCGGUCAGCCAGCUCUCUCUCCUCUGGGGCCUCCGAAGCCUGCAGGUCGCUUAGUGAGUGCAGCUCCCCUACCUCACUGGGCUCGGGCUCGGUGGCUGAGCCUGGCUCUGCAGCACUCUGCAAGGAGCAGCUGUUGAUGAAUAACCUGCAGCAGAAGCUGGGACCAUCCUGCCCUGGCAAUGAGAACAGCACUGCCAUGCCCCCCCCGCAGAACGCAUACACACAGGGCAUAGACCGGCCCCGAGCAAUGACUACCUCCACCUUAAGCAAGCCGCACACGGCCCGGGAGCAGCUGGCCCUGGCUCUUGGGCAGGGUUUGAACUCGGACGCGCAGCGCAGCAGCCGGGACUCCCUGCACUGCUCCAGCGGCUACAGCACCCAGACCACCACACCGUCCUGCUCCGAGGACACCAUCCCCUCGCACGCCGUAAAGAAAGAACCUCUUCUUUAUGACUACGACUCCAUCUCCCUGCACGGAGGCGAGGAGCUCCGUGACCAGGUGGAUUUCGACAAAUCCUCCACCAUCCCGCGCCACAGCGACAUCAGCCUCAACUACCGCAAGAUGUUCCAGAGCAAGCGGCCCGCGUCCACCGUCAGCCUGCUGGCAGCCCCCGAGCCCAUCGUCCCCUCGCCACACGUGGCCACCAUCCGCCGCAAGCCCUCCAGCAAGCCCAACUUCCGCCGGGGCACCCUCAGCGGGGGCGUGCCCAUCCCCAUCUGCACCCCCCAGGUGCCCAUGAAGGCCCCCCCUCCCGCCACCUCCUCUGGGACGGGCAUCGGCACGCUGGGGGCAGGGCGCAGCGACAGUGACAAGCUGGUAAACGCGCAGUCCGAUCUGGUCCACAUGAAGAACAGCUUGUGCACCUCCACGCAGAGCCUGAGCUCCACCUCCUCGCCCUACUACUCCUCCAUACCCAGCCAAGCGCACGGCAGCAUGGAUCAGCUGUACACCAUGAACAGACAGCAGCAGCUUCAGUACCAUCAGCAGCAACAGCAGCAGCUUCACUAUCAUCAGCAGCAUGCACUGCUCAGCCAGAAGCACCAGCAGCAUGUCCAAGCCCGGGCCCCCUCGGAGAAGCAGCACCCCGUCAUCACCAACUCCCUCUCCCCUGAGCCUCCUCCACCAGCGGCAGAGCAGCCGUCCGGCGGUGACAUGCUGAGCAUGAUCCGGCAUGGAGUGCAGCUACGCAGAACACUGACCAACGACCGGUCAGCCCCACAGGUCAACCCCCCCCUCGGCCAGGCUAACUAACAUGCUGGGAAAAGGGGGGAAAGAGGGAGAGGGAAAUAAUGACUUGAAGCUUUGCUUUCUUAAUAUUGUUUGAAAGUUAAAAAGAAAAAAAAAAUUUUUUCAUCUUUUUUUGAGAUGGUUUUCAUCUCAAAAAAGACUGCUGGACUGAAAUCGGGUUAGUAAAUAAAUUAAUAAAUUAAUAAAACAAACAGGAACAAAUUAAAAGUAAGAGGUGUGUGUGUAUAUAUACCGGGGGAUGCUUUAAAGAUGGACUUGUUUUUUGGUUUAAGGAUAUGUUUUGAAAUGGCACAGAUUGAACGUUGCUUGAUUUGAAGUGUGAGAUUAUAUGUUUAUAUUGCAAAAAAAACAAAAAAAAAAUCUGCUUUGCUUCCUAGCAGUGUUUUAUUAUUACCCUGAGUCUCGGCUCUCUUAGCAGAUCGUACAUCGUUUGUAAAUAGCAGCUUAGCACUCAGAUGUGCUUCUUUUGUGUUUUGUUUGCUCGUGCCUGUUUUCUUUUGUUCUUUAUUAAACUAGAUAGCACUGGCAUCUUUUCAUGUUUUUAAAAAAAAAACGAAAAAAAAACCUUGGUUGUCUAUUUUUGUAAGCCAAAAAAAAAAAAAAAAAAGCUUUUUUGCAGAUCUCCCCAAAUAUGUAGAAAUACAGGUAAUGAGCAAAACAUUUUUAAAAGCUACCCAUUUUGAAGCAGAUCAGCUUGUCUCAAUGACUAGUUAAUGUAUGGAAAAGCCCUUGGCAUUGUGGGGCACCCAUCUGAAUAACAGGGGUGGUGCUGCUGGCUGCCUGUCCCAGCCUGUCCCAGGGAGCGUCACGACUGAGCCUGUUCAACUCCACGUGUUCAGAGAGGGUUGAUAGCUGCUGCGGCAGUUUGUUAAGCCCGCCCUGCACGGAGAGGGAGUUGCAGGUGAUUCGCUGUCGUUCAAAAAAGAGCUUCAUCGCACGCAGCAGAUUGCAUGUACUGUCCCAGCGUGGUUGCAACAAGCCAGUCGCAUAGUUCACUGUGUGAUAGCAGAGUGUUUCACUUGUGCCAGUCUCUGCUGGCAGACAGCAUGCCGUGUGAUGGGUUCAGUGAGAGCUGGCAGUCAGGCUGCACAGACUGUAACAGUAGUGCCCGCCAUGCUUUCACACUGUGUUGUUAGCAUGACACAUGCUUUCUAGUGUCUGCUGUAAAGCAGUGUGUUGAAAUGCAAGAAUAUCUAGGUGUUGCAAUGCGGAAUCCUCACGAACAUUAUACAUGCAUUUAUUUUCUAAUCAUUUUGGGUUUUUUUUCAGUUUUUCACCCAACAGUGUGAAUAUUAUUAUUAUUAUUAUUAUUUUUUUUUUUAAGGUUGUAAAGUUCUAAUUGUAUUAAGUAUCGGAUAUUAAGUACAGCAUUUUGUGAUGGUUUUUGUAAUAUUAUUUUGUAAUUAACACUUUGGAGUAAAGAGCUUUGAAAAUGCCCCCGGUGCCUUUGCUUCUCUAAGUUGGCUUUACUCUACUUUAUUCCAAACAUCAUCGGUGUUCUUAGUAGUUUCUGCCAAAUUGUACAUCUUCUAUGAUGCAGGAAAUAAGCUGUAUAGUCAUGUAGUGAUUGAGCGGCCUUGCCCUCGCUUAUCAGAUGCUUUGCAUUGACAGGCUGCUAGAAGGGUCUGAUAGCAGCGAUUCCCUGAGGUAAAGCCGGUGCAGCUGGCGGCUCUUGCUGAAACAGCAGGUUUUCUUGGAGGGGGAGGGUGUGGUUCAUUCAGGAGCUGAAGGAGCAGCGUGUCUUAUUUAUUAGAUUUACUGUGGUGUGCUGUGAGAGUGUCCACAGCGUGCUAACUGCUGCAGCACUGGCAUGCAGUGCUCCCUCUGUCCUGAGUGCUGUGAAAGUGAUCUGUGUGGGGUAACGGGGCAAGCAGGGUCAUGGGGGCGAUGACACGGUGGCUUUCUCCGGCAUGCUGCCAGUCCACUGCAGCUGUUGAGCUCCUCAGCCAUGUCACUGUAGAGGCCCUCAGUGUGGCACCUGGGCAGACAGAUUGGUUCAGGAUCUCGUAUAGCCAUUUAUGAUCCUUGCUGAUCUGCAUCACCAUGGAGAUUCAGGUGCUGUAUUACCCACGGCUUACCCGUCUACAUUGUGAAAGGAAUGCAGAGACGUUUCUUGUUUCUUC